AUGAAAAACACCCCUCUGUGGGCUGACUCAGUGUUUGGCAUCGACGUCUCAGUGCGAGAACUCCAGAUAAAUCAGGAGACCAGUCCGACAUUUGGAAGACUGCCUGACAUCGUGGAGGAAGUCUACUCUGCCUUAGGUGGAGAUGACAAAAACGUCAACAAGCAAAUGACCAAAAGUAUGCUUAUCUAUUACACUACAGCCAUACUCUGGACACGCUUGCUAGACAUAAAAGCCAAACGCGGAAACGCAAAUUUGCCUUUUGAAGAAAUUGAGUUCUGCAAAGCUAUGGAAACGCAGGAAUAUAACAUACCGCAGCCGCUGUAUCUAUUCUUAAAAGGAAUAGGUGAGGUCAAAGACCUGACCGGUAAAACUGUCAGUCUAGCAGACCACGCCCUACCAAGAGUAGUUCAGCAAGGCCUAGGUGGUUAUCACUCCGCCGUUAUAGACGCAGCAUCUCAUAAUCUCUACGAAGAGAUCUGUGGAGAUAUACUAAUGGCUGAGACAUCGGACGAGGCACACCCCGUACCUAACUUCCGUGUACUCCCAGCCAACAGACGAGCUACUUGUUCUUUGAAUGGGUAUUUCGGAGCGAUAGGCGCAAGAAAGGAAGAAGUGAAGAUACUACUGGAAUCAGUGGGUAUUAGAUCAACCACUUUCGAAGAGCAAAUCGCAGGCACUAGACUCAACGUCAGACUACUGCAAGCCGUCAGCGACUAUUUCGCCGGAUCACCAACGUUCCGAAACGAGAAAGUCAAACUGGAGGCACUAACAGUAGACGGAGAUAGUGCACAAUUCAUCAGAACAAAACCGACUGAUGAGAACGUGAACGCAAACGCGAGCUGGACAGUUAGUCGUCAGACCAACCUCAGCAAACGCGAGCCCCAUCACGACUUUCGGAGCUACCUAUAUUAUGGGAUAGCAGCUCAUGAAAGAGCCUAUUGGACAAAGCAACGCUAA
This is a messenger RNA of Arctia plantaginis, 957 nucleotides long. The record is from the annotation of a GenBank genome assembly. Lineage: Eukaryota; Metazoa; Arthropoda; Insecta; Lepidoptera; Erebidae.